AACCGAUGAGUAAAAAUAAAUAAACGGAAGAACGUGAACUUCGACUUGUGCCGUCGAGUUGCAGAGACGAGAAGGGGAGGAAGAUAACCAUGGCGACCGGUGGUAAAGUAUCCUUCAAGGUCACACUCACAUCAGAUCCCAAGCUUCCUUUCAAAGUGUUUAGCGUGCCAGAGGCGGCUCCGUUCACCGCGGUUCUGAAAUUUGCGGCGGAGGAAUUCAAGGUCCCUCCUCAGACCAGCGCCAUAAUCACCAACGAUGGUGUAGGAAUCAAUCCUCAGCAAAGUGCAGGCAAUGUCUUUCUGAAACACGGCUCCGAGCUCCGCCUCAUUCCACGUGACCGAGUCGGAGCUGCCUGAAUCAUAUGUGCUAGAGAGUUGUUGUAAGAGUUGAACUAAGACCAAACCUUUCUCCUUUGUUUAUCCAAUAAAACUUCGACCAAACCCUCAAACCUUUCUCAUAUGUUUCAGUGUUUUCUUACAUGUUUCAAUGUAGCUGCUACACAUGUGAAUCUCAUCUUGAUGGAACAUUAGUUGCAGACCAUCAUCACUUGCUAAAUUCUAGGAAUUUAGUCUCCAACCUCCAUGCCCUCCUCUUAUCCACAAAAACUCAUAUUGUAAGAGUGCACUUUAAGUACUAAGUAUGAUCUCUCUCUCUCUCUC
This is a messenger RNA of Tarenaya hassleriana, 659 nucleotides long. RefSeq names its product ubiquitin-fold modifier 1. Gene Ontology annotation, biological process: protein K69-linked ufmylation. The record is from RefSeq and is a predicted model, not a curated record. Bases 90 to 356 code for a protein of 88 amino acids. NCBI's taxonomy places the organism in Eukaryota, Viridiplantae, Streptophyta, Magnoliopsida, Brassicales, Cleomaceae. Gene Ontology annotation, cellular component: nucleus; cytoplasm. The transcript has 4 exons.